This is a messenger RNA of Pogonomyrmex barbatus (red harvester ant), 3832 nucleotides long. It is a transcript of the gene Ca-Ma2d, whose product is annotated as Ca[2+] channel Muscle-specific alpha2/delta subunit. Lineage: Eukaryota; Metazoa; Arthropoda; Insecta; Hymenoptera; Formicidae. Gene Ontology annotation, cellular component: voltage-gated calcium channel complex. Gene Ontology annotation, molecular function: voltage-gated calcium channel activity. The record is from RefSeq and is a predicted model, not a curated record.
AAAGCAUGAAUACACGAGUUGAAGAUAAGUCUGGAAAAGAAUUGGUCGACACAAUCAGCAAAAAUGUGGGUAGAAUGUUGCGUCGGAAGAUGGAUGCAGUCACCUGCAUUCGAAUGGCAGCCGAGAAGGCUGCAGAGAACUGGGACCCAUCUUUUGUCGAUGGCAACUUCACUUACGUUUCCGCCAAGUGCAGCCCUGUCAUCGAACGUGACUCAUCAAACAAGACGACAUCAACGAAAAAGAAAAACGUUGUAAGAGAAAAGUGAAGGUGUAUAGAAACAUGGAACUGACUUCAGACUUGCAUUUCUACAAUAUCGCAGUGAACACAAACUACUCGUCAGUUCAUAUACCGACUAAUGUAUACGAUCUCACGGACGAAGUGAAGGAGGACAUCAUGAAAACUGAACCACUAGACGAUAUGUUUCGUCAAAAUUACGAAUCUGAUCCGGCGUUGUCGUGGCAAUAUUUUGGUUCGGUCACUGGUAUGUUUCGGCAAUAUCCUGCUAUGGAGUGGCGAACGAAUGCUGAAGAUGAUGACGAUGAUGAUGAUGAUAACGACAGUGAUGACAAUAAUAAAAUCGAUGAGGAUGAUAAUAAAGAUGCAAAUCAAAACGAUGACACGAAGAACGAGGUUAACAAUAACGACGAUGACGCUGACGAUGAUGAUGAUGAUGAUGAUGAUGAUGAUGAUGAUGAUGAUGAUGACGAUGAUGAUGAUGAUGAUGAUGAUGAUGAUGAUGAUGAUGGCUCUUCUGCUGAUCUGUAUGAUUGCAGGGUACGUAGUUGGUUCAUCGAAGCGGCCACAUGCAGUAAGGAUAUGGUGAUCCUACUGGAUGUCAGCGGCAGCAUGGCCGGCAUGGGAAAGACGAUUGCGAAGACAACGGUGAACGCGAUCCUGGAUACUUUAUCGAACAAUGACUACGUCACGUUACUGAAAUAUAACAAUGAAACGACUGAGCUGGUGCCAUGUUUUAAAGAUAUGCUGAUCCAGGCUACUCCGGAGAAUCUUGAUACGUUCAAAAAAUCCAUGGACAACAUCAAGAUGAUGGAAGUUGCCAAUUUCACAGCGGCCUUCACCAAAGCGUUCAGUCUACUCAAAAGUUAUCGAAAGAUACAUGAUUGUGACGCUGACACAUCAUGUAAUCAACUCAUUAUGCUUGUUACUGAUGGUGUUCCUGGAGGAAAACUGGGAGAAAAUCUGAAAGAGGUAUUUAAAAAAUGGAAUUGGAGCGAGAAUGGCACUCACAUACCAGUGCGAGUGUUUACAUAUCUCAUAGGCAAAGAAGUAACAAACAUAACCGAGGUACAAUGGAUGGUAAAGUCAUGUUUGAACCACGGUGAUUUCGAACAUGUGCAGACACAGGAGGAAGUACGCGAGCGAGUGCUGAAGUAUAUUUCGGUCGUAGCACUGCCCUUGGUACUUCAGAGUGUGAAACAUCCUAUUGUUUGGACACAUGCUUAUGCUGACGUUACGAAUCCGGCACUUGCCACUUGGCUGUGGCUGGUGAUGAAGUACGCUCCACAAAAGUCGCGACUGCUAAAGCAUCUGAAGGGAAAACAGCUGGGCAUACGAUCAAACGAGGACGCAAUCUACAUACAGCAGCUGCACAAGAGCGAAAACAUCGAGGAGGACUCGUCUAUCCUGAACACCACCAAGUGGCAGGAAUACAGGCUGCUGACUUCCGUUGGUACGCCGGUAUUCGGCCAUAGGCGUAGUCACGACAAUAUGACCGGUACAAUAAAUGACACGUUGCUCGGCGUGGCGGGUACAGACGUACCGAUCGACGACAUCCGCAGGCUUACAUUGCCAUACAAGCUCGGCGUGAAUGGCUACGCCUUCAUCGUGUCCAACAACGGCUACGUGAUACUACAUCCGGAUCUCCGGCCGGUCUACAAAGGUCGGCUUAAAUUAAAUUAUAACAGCGUCGAUCUUACGGAGGUAGAGAUACUCGACGACGGACGCGGGCCAAGGAACCCAGGCCCCGAAAUAUUAGCACUAAGAGAGGCGCUGGUAAGCCAUAAGCAAGGUAGCAUGAAAGGGAUUCCCGUGAAAUUGCAUUAUGAUGACAAUCGUCGGGUCAACCUUGAGAGACGUGAUUAUUUUUAUGCUCCCUUGCCUGAUACGCCAUUUACCCUCGCAGUCGUUAUACCCAACUAUGGAAAUACUUGGAUUAAGGUCGGCGACGAGAUCCGCAGAAAUCAAAACAUGAACAUAAACGUGUCGGAUUACUUUGUGGGGGAUCGUUGGCGCGUGCACCCAAGCUGGGUGUAUUGUCGUUACCAUUAUCAAGAGAGACAUGAAUUUGACAGUCCAGAAGACGAGUUGCUCCAUUUUUUGGCACUGAUAAGCCAACCUGGCUGGCGUUGGUUAGAGCAAUACCAGGCUUAUCCAUUUAUAGAUGAAGACGAUCAAGAGCCCGACUGCGGCAGACAAACGCUCAAGCACGACGAUUACUAUUGUAACAAGGAACUUAUGCAGCUACUUGUGUUCGAUGCCAAGGCGACAAAUAACAGUUUCCAACGCAACCAUAUAACAGAUUUGCCUCUAAAGGCUCAGAAUUUAGCACGUUCUUACGGUAUCUUUGUAAGAUUCAUCGCGACACAAAGUGGCCUUACUAGAUGGCAUCAUUUUGGUAAGUUAGCAGAUGCAGACGAUGGUAUCAUCUUUGGCAAUUUUCAUAAACGAGCGGUAAACGAGCCCUGGUACAAAGGUGCAAUCUUUCAGAAUGAGUUAGAUUCCAACAGCAUUUUUGUAACCGUUCCAUGGGAAGCAGGUGCGAAUGCGAUAGUGACGGUUUCAAUGAGUGUAUCUCCUAGGGAUGGCGGCAAGAAAGCGCCAGCGGCGGUAGUGGGUUUUCAAAUGCCAAUGAUAGAUCUAUAUAAGCGAUUCAUUAAGUUGACUGCAAACACGACGAAUUCGAUGAUAAAUUGCAGCAAUAAAUGGAUUGAUUGCUACCUCUUAGAUCAAAAUGGUUAUGUGGUGAUCUCGGACGCACAUAACGAUACUGGGCAGUUUAUGGGCACUCAAGAAGGCCCCGUGAUGUUAUCCAUGAUCAAACAGGGUCUCUACAGUCCGGUUGAAAUCUAUGAUUAUCAAGCAUGGUGUCAAGAGGUUCUAACCAAAAAUUCCGCAAAUAUUUUGAUGGAGCCGCUGCGAUAUAUUGGAAAACUGUUACUCUGGUUUCUGCUGCGAUUAAUGUGGUUUACAAGUCAGUUUGUAAACUUGCCCGUUGGAUAUGGUAAAUACCACUUCGAUGAGGAUGCACCAGCCCCGCCACCGCCACCAAAGCCUUAUCUCUAUCAUUAUCCUUGCGAUCAAAAGCGAACACUCUAUAUGCUGAAUAUGUCAAUUGCUAUCAAAGGUAUUACCGAUCACUCCGACUAUUGCUCACGACCUUUCUAUGCUCAGAGAGUGACACAUACUAAUCUGCUGUUAGUCGUCGUCAAUAGCAUGUUUCCAACAUGUUACAAGAGAUUAGAAGUAACGCCCGUUAAUAUUUCACCCUUCGAGUACCCAAAUAGCACGGGCGACAAACCCUGUCACAAGAUUCCACUGAAUGCUCUAAAAAGACGCAGAUUGAAUAAUUGCUUCACGGAACAUCCCCUAGAACACGAGAUAUACAGCUGCGGCGCAUCUGAAUUAACAGUGUCCUCAUUGCUGUUGUAUAUUAUUGUUGUUAAGAUUUUACAUGCCUUUAUGCUGGCAAAUGAAUUAUGAUAACUGUAUUGCCUUGCAAUAGAAAAAUAAAAUAAUGAAAAGUCAAUAAAAUAUGAUAUAAGCAAUAUUUCUUCCCAAAUUAUGACUAUAGACUAAUAAAGAAAGAAUAAAUUA